Messenger RNA from Fusarium oxysporum Fo47, 744 nucleotides. RefSeq lists its product as uncharacterized. The record is from RefSeq and is a predicted model, not a curated record. The coding region runs from base 1 to 744 and encodes 247 amino acids. The transcript has a single exon. NCBI's taxonomy places the organism in Eukaryota, Fungi, Ascomycota, Sordariomycetes, Hypocreales, Nectriaceae.
AUGGAUGUAAAGAAUUGCGGUUCUUUGGAUGGGAGCCCGCCCCCAUUAUAUCACGGGGGUUCGGCAGAUGAGGACAGUGUCUGCAGUGAAGAUGCGAGGAUUUUGACGUGUCGUGGAUUGGCUCCAGAUGUCAAACUCGAGAUGAACUACCCAUGUGGGUUCACCUUCAAUCAAGAUCGUCAUUUCGACAUGUAUGGCCCGCUCGGAGCUAUCCCGUCUGAUCAUGCAGUGAACGCCCGAUCGUCUUUCCAGCACGUCCCAACUUCCUACUCACCACCGGCCUAUGACCAUACCUGUCACUCACAGCUCGAUCCAGAAUCAGAUGUAUCUGAGAAUGAGCCAGAUCAAUCGUCUAACGACGAUCUACAAGUCAAAACAGAAGCCAAAAACUACAUUAACCCUGUUGAUGUUAUCCUCAACGAAAUCCGAAGAUUACACAUGGCAGAUGUUCAGCUAAAGACAGAACUGAUAACGGGGCUUGAAAGCCAGUGUGCCAUGUACUCGCAGUCCCUGAGUGUUGUCCAGGGGCAGCUGAGCCAAGCAAACAAGUUGAUCGAGUUCUGGGGUGAACAGAUCGACACAAACACGAAGCAGCUCGAAAUUGUGGACAGCCGUUGCCGUGACCGUCACAUCAAUGCGCAGGGCUCGAUCAAAGAACUCAGUGAUCUCAUGAUGACAGACAUCAAGGAACGGAGGAGGUUCAGACAUUCCCUGGAAGACAAAGGCCUGAUUCAAAUCACCUGA